AAAUCCAUGCCCCUUGAAACUCAUUGGCUGAAUUGAAAUAUGACCUAGGGAAACAAUGUCAUCAUUACAUUGUUAUUCGUAUAAAAGCUGAUGGGUAGAGACAAGAUUUGAACUUGAAUCCAGAUUUCAAUAAUCUCGUAGACCAGGAUUUACAGUAUCUUCACCGUGGGAUGGCUUCCAAUAGCUGGAAAAGCAAAGUUCUUUUGAAUGUGCUUUCCUAUCUUGACUACAAGACAGGAAAAUUCAUCAUUGUAGGAAGCAAGAGAGUCGGCAGUUUGUACAGAGUUAUACAAUUAUCCAUCAUUGGAUACCUUGUUGGGUAUGUAUUCCUGAGCAAGAAGUCCUACCAGACCAAAGAGGAAUCUAUCCAGAGUGCUGUGAUGACCAAACUGAAGGGAGUGGCGGUCACCAACACAUCAGAGUCCGGACGGAUGGUGUGGGGACCUGUGGACUAUGUCAUUCCACCUCAGGGGGAAGCAGUUUUUUUCAUUGUUACCAAUUUUAUAGAGACCCCAAACCAGAAGUUGGGCAACUGUGCUGAGAGCCCCAAUGUGCCAGAUGGCCACUGUAAGGGAGAUGAAGACUGUGCAGAGGGAGAGUUGGUGGUAGCUGGCCAUGGAGUUAGGACAGGCCGCUGCUUGAGAGACAAUGGGAAAUCCAAUGGUACAUGUGAGAUAUAUAGCUGGUGCCCCGUUGAGAGAAGAUGCCAACCACAGGAUAGACAUAAACACAAGAAUAUGUUAAGAGAAGCUGAAAACUUCACCAUCUACAUAAAAAAUGUCAUCCGAUUUCCCAAAUUCAGUUUCUCAAAGGCCAACGUUCAGGACACGGCUGAUAAAUUCCAUCUGAAGAAAUGUCGCUACGAUGAGGCUCUUGAACCCUACUGCCCCAUAUUCCGUCUGGGAGACAUUGUUAACCAGACUGGACACAGCUUUCAGGACAUGGUUUUGAAGGGUGGUUUAAUUGGAAUUCUGAUUGGGUGGGAGUGUGACCUUGACAGAGAUCACUCAGAGUGCAAGCCACGGUACAACUUUACUCGCAUUGACGUUAAUGUGUCCAGAGAGUCCUCAGGAUUCAACUUCAGGCAUGCUCGCUAUUUUAAAACUGAGUCUGGAGAAAGCUACCGAACACAUUUCAAAGUGUUUGGUAUACGCAUCAACAUUAUGGUGCAUGGGAAGGCUGGAAAGUUCUGUAUCAUCCCCACCAUUAUCCAUAUAGGCUCAGGACUAGCUUGUAUUGGUGGUGGGGCCUGGUUCUGUGACUGGAUUCUUCUCUACCUGAUGAAAAAUAGGGAGUUCUAUAAGGACUGGAAGUUUGAAAAUGUGAAGAAUACUACAGAGGAUAUAAAACAAACCCCAGAAGAGCAGCAGCUCACUGACCCAUCGCCUGAGGAUUAACACCAUGGCAGCAGCUCUCUGACCUAUCACCUGAGGUUUAACACCAUGGCAGCAGCUCACUGACCUAUCACCUGAGGAUUAACACCAUGGCAGCAGCUCACUGACCCAUCGCCUGAGGUUUAACACCAUGGCAGCGGCUCACUGACCAUUCACCUGAGGUUUAGCACCAUGACAGCCGCUCACUGACCAUCACUGAGGUUUAACACCAUGCCAGCAGCUCUCGUGACCCAACUCACCUGAG
Salvelinus sp. IW2-2015 is the source of this 1638-nucleotide messenger RNA. RefSeq names its product P2X purinoceptor 5-like. Gene Ontology annotation, biological process: response to ATP; calcium ion transmembrane transport. The record is from RefSeq and is a predicted model, not a curated record. Gene Ontology annotation, molecular function: purinergic nucleotide receptor activity; ATP binding; extracellularly ATP-gated monoatomic cation channel activity. Lineage: Eukaryota; Metazoa; Chordata; Actinopteri; Salmoniformes; Salmonidae. Gene Ontology annotation, cellular component: plasma membrane; nuclear inner membrane.